Molecule: messenger RNA, 2865 nt
Organism: Hippoglossus stenolepis (Pacific halibut)
Lineage: Eukaryota; Metazoa; Chordata; Actinopteri; Pleuronectiformes; Pleuronectidae
Gene: capn3a
Product: calpain 3a, (p94)
Exons: 21
Coding region: 1-2247 (748 amino acids)
Biological process (GO): negative regulation of apoptotic process; proteolysis
Cellular component (GO): cytoplasm
Molecular function (GO): calcium-dependent cysteine-type endopeptidase activity; calcium ion binding
Source: RefSeq, a predicted model, not a curated record
AUGCCCUACACACCGUCUGGCUUUUUCUGCGACCGGCUGAUCCGGGAACGAGAGAGGAGGGACGGGGAAGGUUCUCUGAACAAGCCGCUGCGCUUCAACAGCCAGGACUUCAGCGUCCUGAGACAGGAGUGCGUUCAGAGGAAGAACCCUUUCGAGGAUGAGACCUUCCCGGCCACCGUGGAGUCCCUGGGCUUCAAAGAGCUCGGACACAAGUCCAACAAGGUCAAGAACAUCGUCUGGAAGAGGCCCAAGGAAAUCUGCGAGAACCCUCAGUUCAUUGUCGGAGGCGCCAGUAGGACGGACAUCUGCCAGGGAGAUCUGGGUGACUGCUGGUUGCUGGCGGCCAUCGCCUGUCUCACCCUGAACGAGAAGCUUCUGUAUCGUGUUGUUCCUCAGGAGCAAAGCUUCUCUGAGGGCUACGCCGGCAUCUUCCACUUCCAGUUCUGGCGCUAUGGCGACUGGGUCGAUGUCGUCAUUGACGACCGCAUCCCAACCUUCAACAACCAGCUGGUCUUCACUAAGUCGGCCGAGAGGAACGAGUUCUGGAGCGCGCUGCUGGAGAAGGCCUACGCCAAACUUCACGGCUCCUACGAGGCCCUGAAGGGUGGAAACACCACCGAGGCCAUGGAGGACUUCACCGGGGGAGUCACGGAGUUCUACGAGAUGAAGGAAGCUCCUAAAGAGCUCUACAAGAUCAUGAAGAAAGCUCUGGAGAGAGGCUCGCUGAUGGGCUGCUCCAUCGAUUCCCUGGUUCCCGCUCGCUUCGAGACUCGGACUGUGACGGGACUUGUGAAGGGUCACGCCUACUCUGUGACGGCGGUGGAGGAGUGUAAACCGUCUCAGCACAAGGACUCUAAAGUCCGUCUGGUGCGUCUCAGGAACCCGUGGGGCCAAGUGGAGUGGAACGGCCCCUGGAGUGACAACUCUAAGGAGUGGGCCACACUGUCUAAGACUGAGAAAGAGAAGCUGCAGCACCAGAGCGCCGAGGAUGGAGAGUUCUGGAUGUCAUUCGAGGAUUUCAAGAAGAACUACACCAAGAUUGAGAUCUGCAACCUCACCCCCGAUGCCCUGGAGGACGAUAAGAUCCACAAGUGGACGGUGUCUGUGAACGAGGGUCGCUGGGUGAGAGGCUGCUCCGCCGGAGGCUGCAGGAACUAUCCAGACACUUUCUGGACCAACCCUCAGUACCGCCUGCGUCUGCUGGAGGAGGACGACGAUCCCGAGGACAACGAGGUGGGCUGCACCUUCGUGGUGGCCCUGAUGCAGAAGAACAGGCGGAAAGAGCGCAAGAUGGGCGCCAACCUCUUCACCAUCGGAUUCGCCAUUUAUGAGGUGCCAAAGGAGAUGCAUGGCAACAAGCAGCACAUGCAGAAGGACUUCUUCCUCUUCAACUCCUCCAAGGCCCGCUGCAAGUCCUACAUCAACCUGCGCGAGGUGACCCAGCGCUUCCGCCUGAGCCCCGGGGAGUACGUCAUCGUGCCCUCCACGUACGAGCCGCACCAGGAGGGCGAGUUCAUCCUGCGGGUCUUCUCCGAGAAGAAGAACACCUCAGAGGAGAUAGAGAACAGGAUCGAGGCUGACCAUCCAGUGGUGAUGAACUCAUUAUUAUUCCCAAUCACGCUAAGUGAGAUUUUCAUGUUCUUCCCUUCACGUCUCAUUUCUGUCUCUCUGCUCUGUGGCUCCACGAUGCCUCAGCCGGCACCGGCCUCGGCGGGGGAGGAGAGCGAGGAGGAUCAGCAGUUCCGGACUAUUUUUCAGGAGAUAGCUGGAGAUGACAUGGAAAUAACAGCCAACGAACUGAAAAACGUUCUCAACAGAGUGAUCACCAAACAUAAGGACCUGAACACAGAAGGCUUCAGCCUGGAGAGCUGCAGGAGCAUGAUUGCUCUGAUGGACAUGGACGGGACCGGUAGACUCAACCUGCAGGAGUUCAGACAUCUGUGGAAUAAGAUCAAACAGUGGCAGGGAAUCUUUAAACAUUACAACGCUGAUCAGUCCGGCAGCAUCAACAGUUACGAGAUGAGGAACGCCGUCAACGACGCAGGCUUCCGUCUCAACAACCAGCUGUACGACAUCAUCACCAUGCGCUACGCCAACGAGAGCAUGAACAUCGACUUCGACAGCUUCAUCAGCUGCCUGGUGCGGCUCGAGGCCAUGUUCAGGGCGUUUCAGGCCUUUGACCAGGACGGAGAUGGAACCAUCAGACUCAGUGUGCUGGAGUGGCUCCAGUUGACCAUGUACGCCUAGAAAGGCCCAUCCUCUCCCAGGUGAGCUCCACUCCACACGAGGACCAGACCUGCCAGCCUUUACCUCAACAUUCAGUGUUCCCCGACGGCCGUCAGCUCUCAUCCACCUCACCUCCUCCUCCUCCCGGAUCCUCCUCCUCCGCUCUCUCUCUCUCUCCUCUCCGACGUUUCACCUUUUUCCACUUCUCUCUCUCGACAGUAGGUCUCGGGCCUUUUCGCAUCGUCCUUUAUCAUCAGGAUCUCAGUCUCCUUUCAGUCAUUCGCUUUGUUUUUUCAGGGUUUUUUUGAUUUUAUUUCUUUCUUUCUUUUUUCAAACUCACCCUUACUUUGUACCGUACAUUUUCUCAGGCAUCAAACACACACAACCUCCUUUUUUUCUGUCACGAUACCUCACAGUGCCUCUGCUGGUGAAACAUCUCUGUGCUGGUUUACUGUUCAUCCCCCCCCCGUGUGAUCAAACUGAGCAGCGCAGGCGUUUUUUCCCUGGUGGACGAUGAAUAAACUUGUGAAUCACCCCGACACAACAUUUCUACAGAAGAUCUGUGGGCCUCGCAAAAACCGACAUCACUCUGCCCUCACCCUGUUUUUCACUCACUUAUUUUUGUCAAUAAAAUAAUAC